AUGGGCAGUUGGACUGGCUUUCUGUUGACCUACCUGCUGGGUGGUGUCACCUUCAUCCCUCUUAUCGUCAUCGCCGUCUUACUGCAUGCGCAUCUCACCUUCCCCGUUCGUGACGACGCCGAGACCACACGCGACGAUGACACCGACGGUAUAGUCCAGCCAGGCGACGAAACGACCCAUCUCAAGGCGGCACAGAAGGACGGAAUACAGAAGCUCAAAGCUGAGUCGGAUGUGGCGGCUGGAUACUUCGCAGUAUGUCGUGAAUAUACGCCCAUGGGCAUCAAUGCCAAACCGAUCGAACGUUCCACCCCCAUGGGAUCCACCACCGUUGCUGCCCCGAGCCCGAGUGUAUAUCAAUCCAUGUACAGAAGCAUAUUCGACAGGAAACAACCCUCGAGCCCCCUAGAUGACCACAAGAGCGUUAGCCAGCGGCCGAAGAAGGCAGGCAAUGUGUUCUACGUUGUGCUCAGACAUGGCCACCUGAUGUUAUUCGACGACGACGAACAACUUGAGGUCCGACACGUAGUUUCGUUAGCCUAUCACAAUAUCAGCAUCUAUUCCGGAGCAGACCGUACUCCAGAAGGCGAGCUGUUCAUCAAGCGGAAUGCGCUGUGUCUGAGUAGAAAGGUGGAUGGCAAGGAGCUGGCGCCCGACACACAACUAUCCAAACCAUUUUAUCUGUUCUCCGAGAACUGCUCUGCCAAGGAGGACUUCUACUUCGCUAUGCUCAGGAACCAAGAGCAGAGCUUUGCUACCCAUAACGGCACCGCUAAACCACGACGGUUCGAUGUUAAGAACAUCAUAUCGCUAGUCCAACGGCUGCACUCUUCCGAGGAUCAUCUUCAGACUCGGUGGUUGAACGCGUUCCUGGGCAGGAUAUUUCUUGGCGUUUACAAGACGAAGGACAUCGAGAACCUGAUCAAGGAGAAACUCACGAAGAAGAUAGCUCGCGUCAACCGACCCUCUUUCCUCACAAAGAUAGCGAUCCAGAACAUAGACACGGGUGACUCGGCGCCAUACAUCACUAAUCCUCGGCUCAAAGACCUGAAUGUGGAGGGCGAAUGUGUGAUGGAAGCGGACAUCAAGUACACCGGGAACUUUAGGCUGGAGGUAGCCGCCACAGCUAGGAUCGAUCUAGGCGCGCGAUUCAAGGCUCGAGAGGUCAACCUUGUGCUAGCCGUGGUCUUGAGAAAGCUCGAAGGGCAUGUGUUUUUCAAGAUCAAACCACCACCCAGCAACCGUAUCUGGUUCUCUUUUCACACCACGCCUAAGAUGGAGAUGACCAUUGAACCGAUUGUCAGCUCCAGACAAAUUACGUACACGAUGAUCCUGCGGCAGAUCGAGAAUAGGAUCAAGGAAGUAGUGGCGGAAACCCUUGUCUCACCUUUCUGGGAUGAUAUCCCAUUCUUCAACACAGAGCACAAGCAUUGGCGCGGAGGUAUCUUUGAAGGCGAUAAUGCCGUCGAGCACUCACCUGACUACGAGGAAAUCGCUGCUCAGCUUGGCCAUGUCGAUGAAGUCGGACAGAUGGAACAUGAAGGGUCUCCCACGCCUCCUGAUCUGCCAAUGGAAAAGAGUCAGAGUAUGCCUUUCGCUGAAAACAACCAAUCGCCGGGAUUCUGGAGCCGCAAACUGCACAUGAAGAAGAGUUCAAUAGGCAGUGGAAACCAGUCGGCAUCGGCUUCUACAUCGGUUCUUGUAGGGAGAAACUCAUCGAGCUCCACGCCCGAGGCGCCUCGACCCAUACGAAAAGGCUCGUUUUCUGCCUCCAGCCCUGUCGUUGCAACAGAUCCCGCGCAUGCAGAGGCAUAUCGACCGUCCUCAACAGCUCAAGACCGCGAUGAUGCUGCCAGUCAGAUGGCAAGUAUCUCUGCCAAAUCUCAGAACGGCUCGCCAGUGGAGACCCCGGCCAGCUCCCCUUCUAAGGCGCCGUCAUUGAACGAAGCUGGUAGUUUGUCUUCAGACUCGCCUUCAGAGGCCACUGCCGAGUCGCAGGAUAAUGAGCGCACUCCUACAGGACAAGGACGCCGGAACACUUCGUCCUCUACAGGUAGCACUGCCAGUGACAAUGGGCCCCCGAGCUCCCCUGUACCGUCUAGCAGGAGGAACUCGAUCAAGAGCGGGACGGGCUCCAUCGGACGAGGUUUCUUUUCACGAAAAGAACCAUCCUCGCCCGUCCCCAGCAACGGAACACCAGAGCACAAACGCAAUACGCUGGCCGCGGUGACUACUGCUGCUGCUACGGCAAAGCGUUGGGGCUGGAAUGCUAUACAGCGCCAGGGCGAAAGGAAUGCCAACGGACGCAAGCUCUCGGACCCUACAGUGGACUUGAAUCAGCCUAUGGGGCGUGGACAGCCGCUGCCGCCUCCCGGAACACCAUUACCGGGACCAGGGAAGAAGGCCACACCGACACCCGUGUCAAAGAGGAAGACGGUCGCCCCACCGCCGCUACCUUCGCGUCAGAGCAUGGGGAAUACCAAUGGUCACAAGAGCGACCGCCGACCAGUGCCUCCGCCUCCUCUUCCGAGACGGCGACGGGUCUCCCAUAUUCACUCAAGUGUACCCCACGAGGAAAACGAUUUCGUCCUCGAAGCACCUGCCGAGUCUGAGCCUGGUUCACCUCCGCCACAUGAUUCGCCUCCUUAUGUGCGGCCCUGGGCAGAGGAUGCCGAAGGACCGGAAGAGAGCGAGAACUUGGCACCUGACGAGCCACUGCAGGAGUCACAUGUGCCUGCAAGAGACGUAGGUGGUGAUACAAGUGACGCAGUAGAAGAACGAGCACCAGCAGCAGCGGAGACCGCUGACGAAGACGACUAUUCGAACUGGAUAGACAAUCCAGAGUUCAAACAAGAAGAUAAUAGUGCGGCGAAGGUCGAACAUUGA
Messenger RNA from Anthostomella pinea, 2883 nucleotides. The record is from the annotation of a GenBank genome assembly. Lineage: Eukaryota; Fungi; Ascomycota; Sordariomycetes; Xylariales; Xylariaceae.